Messenger RNA from Cuscuta campestris, 2582 nucleotides. Lineage: Eukaryota; Viridiplantae; Streptophyta; Magnoliopsida; Solanales; Convolvulaceae. The record is from the annotation of a GenBank genome assembly.
AUUCGGCCACAUUAUCAAAAGCUGAUUUGUUUUCAUGAAACUAAAAAGUCUGGUAUUUGAUGGAACAAAGGAAUUAAGUGAGUAUAAAGAAAAAAAGAAAAGCAGAGAAAUAUCUUGUUCUUUCCAAUUUCCGGUAGUUUUAAUGAAGUAAACUUCCUUGCAAACAAAAUUUAAGGAACUUAACUUCGAUUCCUUGUUCCAUAGCAGUUCGUUCAGCUCAAAGCCUGUUUCAUUAGAAAUGGAGGCAGCGCCAAUGCUGGCUUCACACAGCUUUUACUGUCGUAAUGGAGAAUCAAUCGACGAUCUCAGCUUGUCUCUACCAAUUUUGCCCUUGUUUUCUUUGAAAUUCAAGGUGCAUUCCAUCAGACACCCAAAAAUUGUCCGCGGGUUUUCAGUACGGAUGCAGCAGAGGGAGUCUCCCACAAGACUAGGUAGAUACGGACGCCCUAUAGAAAUGGUACCCACAAGUGAAAUCAUGAGGCGGAAAGCUCCAUCAGUAAAUGGAGUUGAAAUAGUGAAUGGAAAAAGUGGAGCAAGCAUAGUUAAGAGAGACGCUGCUCCUACUGUAAUGAGAAAAGCCAAGUCUAUAGAGCUUCCCCCUGUGGAUUUGCCUUCAGAUGAAGGUUUCAUUUGGGCGAGUGAGAAUUAUAAUUCUGUUCAAAGAAGCAUAGAUGUAUGGUCCUUUGUUCUUUCAUUACGUGCACGCGUUUUCUUAGAUAAUGCAAAAUGGAUGUAUAUGGGAGGCUUUUCAGAAGAUAAGCAGAAAAAUAGAAGAAGGAAAACUGCUUCAUGGUUAAGAGAGCGCGUGCUGCAACUUGGACCUACCUUCAUCAAACUCGGUCAAUUAUCCUCAACUAGGUCUGAUCUUUUUCCACGAGAGUUUGUUGACGAACUUGCUAAGCUUCAGGAUAGAGUGCCUUGCUUCUCGCCAGAGAAAGCAAAAGAUUUGAUAAAGAAGGAGUUGGGAGUUCCGGUUGAUCUCUUAUUCAAGGAAUUUGAAGAUAGACCAAUUGCUGCUGCUAGUCUUGGUCAGGUCCAUCGUGCGAUCUUGCAUAACGGAGAAAGAGUUGUGGUGAAAGUUCAAAGACCUGGCUUGAAAAAGCUUUUUGACAUCGAUUUAGGAAAUCUAAAAUUAAUUGCUGAAUACUUUCAGAAUAGUGAAACGCUUGGUGGCCCAUCCCGGGACUGGAUAGGGAUUUAUGAAGAAUGUGCCAAGAUAUUGUACGAGGAAAUUGAUUAUAUAAACGAAGGGAAGAAUGCUGACAGAUUUCGACGGGAUUUUCGAAAUGUAAAAUGGGUCCGAGUUCCUAUGGUGUACUGGGAUUAUACAGCCACGAAGGUGUUGACACUGGAGUAUGUUCCAGGAAUAAAGAUCAACUCGUUGGAUGCAAUUGAAGCACGUGGUUUUAGCAGAUCCCGAAUAUCAUCUCGAGCAAUUGAAGCCUAUUUAAUUCAGAUACUAAAGACAGGUUUUUUCCACGCCGAUCCCCACCCUGGAAAUCUUGCUUUAGAUCUUGAUGAGGCUCUAAUCUACUACGAUUUUGGUAUGAUGGGAGAGAUUAAGAGUUUUACCAGAGAGAGGCUGCUUGCUAUUUUCUACGCUGUUUAUGAAAAAGAUGCAAAAAAGGUUAUGCAAGGCCUCAUUGAUCUUGGAGCACUUCAACCCACUGGAGACAUGUCUUCGGUGAGGAGAUCUGUUCAGUUUUUCUUGGAUAAUUUGUUAAACCAAAGGCCUAAUCAACAACAGACCAUGUCAGCAAUUGGCGAGGAUUUGUUUGCCAUUGCGUUGGAUCAGCCAUUCCGAUUUCCUUCCACCUUCACUUUUGUCUUGAGGGCAUUCUCAACCCUUGAAGGCAUCGGCUACAAUUUGGACCCAGAAUUUUCCUUUGCUAAGAUUGCAGCCCCAUAUGCGCAGGAGCUCUUAGAUUUGAGACAGGCGCAGCAAGGCCGAGCGCAACUUGUCCAGGAAUUAAGGAAACAAGCCGAUGAUGCCCGGUCAUCAACCAUAUCAAUGCCUUACAGAGUUCAGAAGAUCGAAGAGUUUGUCAAACAACUUGAAUCUGGAGAUUUGAAGCUACGAGUUCGAGUCCUCGAGUCAGAAAGAGCGGCGCGCAAGGCAACCGUACUCCAAAUGGCAACCGUGUAUGCAGUUUUAAGUGGGACACUAGUGAACCUCGGUGUAACAAUCAGCAGUCAAGGCAAUCAAGUUGUUGCCAACGCAGCGUUCGUUUGUGCAGGUGUUUUUGUAACCUUGUUCAUUAGGUCCAUGCAGAGGGUGAAGAGUCUUGAGAAAUUUGAGAAAAUGAUUUGAUUUUACAUCUUAUGAUUUUCUCUCUUUUGUUUAUUCUUUUAUUUCCCAAUAGCUAAAAUGUUUGUUUUUUCUUGCAUAGGUUGGAAUGUAAUUACUAUAACAACUUCUAAAGUUGAUUGUGUAUUGUGAUUGCAAAAUGUAGGCGCAGAAUUUGACUCGGUACAUAAUUUAAGAGAAGUAGAGUUAUACUCCCUCAAUUCUAAUUUAAAUUGUCCCUUUCAAUUUAUGAUAUUUGAUUGAAAUUAUUUUUAAAUCAAUUUAUUUAAGAAUU